Molecule: messenger RNA, 573 nt
Organism: Pisolithus orientalis
Lineage: Eukaryota; Fungi; Basidiomycota; Agaricomycetes; Boletales; Pisolithaceae
Exons: 2
Coding region: 1-573 (190 amino acids)
Source: RefSeq, a predicted model, not a curated record
AUGCCUCCAAAUUCUGUCCUUCAGUCUUCAACAGCAGUAGCAACACCUGUCUUCCAUCAGCACCCCACAGACUCCCAUUGCUUUAGUUUCAGUGUUCUGGCUCAACAGCCAGGUCAUAUUGUGCCUCCCAAGAUGGAACCUGACCUUCAAGUGCUCAAUAAUCCUUAUAUUGCCACAAUUCAGGGAGACCAAGUUCCCAGUAAUACAUCUUGUCUGCCAACACCCCAGCCCAACUACCAGUCUCAGUUUAUCCCCCACCAGCCACCUGCUACUGUCCCCAACUCUUGUAUUGACCCCUCCCUUGAUAGCUCACUCUCAUUGAGACAAACUUCAGCAACUGCUGACAUUUGCCACAAGAGUUUGGGGAAGCUGUCAUCAGAGGGCUCCUCAGAAGAGGAGUCAGAGUCCUCAAGUAAUAACCCAUUGGACACAGAGGCUGGCAAGGUCUCCAGCAAUGAGUUUGACAAAGAUGAGGAUGAUGCAUUUGGAUGGGGUGCAACAAAUCUUAGGCAAUCAACUCAUCCUGGUACAUGUCGGAGGUUAUUAUGGUAUUGGCUCAAUGUUCUUUGUUAG